GCUCCACCCAGUCAGCUGCUCGGCGGCGCCCGGCUGCCAGCUGUGGAGGUGGGCCCCAGGGUCCCAGAGGGGAGGGGGGCUCGAGGACCUGCUGCCGCCGCCGCCGCCGCCACCACCGCAGCCGAGAGGCUAGUCCAGGCGGCUGUCGCGACCCGGGCUCGCGACCCGUCCCUCCUUGUCAUGCUGAACCCCUCUCCUCCGCCCGCCAUGGAGGCAGAGGUGGCCGAAGCCCCCCCGGGCGGGGUGGAGGCCGAAGCCGGGCUUAGCUGCUUCUCCUUCAACCAGGACCGCACAUCCCUAGCAAUUGGAACCAAAACUGGGUAUAGGUUAUUUUCCCUGAGUUCUGUGGAACAACUGGACCAAGUCCAUGAAAGCAGUGAAAUACCAGAUGUCUACAUUGUAGAGCGGCUCUUCUCUAGUAGCUUGGUUGUGGUCGUUAGUCAUACAAAACCACGGCAGAUGAAUGUGUAUCAUUUCAAAAAGGGUACAGAAAUUUGUAACUACAGCUAUUCUAGCAACAUCCUAUCUAUAAGGCUGAACCGACAGAGGCUGCUGGUGUGCCUGGAGGAAUCCAUUUAUAUUCACAACAUUAAAGAUAUGAAAUUAUUGAAGACUAUCCUGGAUAUACCUGUGAACCCAACAGGUUUGUGUGCCCUAUCUAUUAACCAUUCCAAUUCUUACCUUGCCUACCCUGGAAGCUUAACUACUGGAGAAAUUGUACUUUAUGAUGGAAAUACUCUGAAAACAGUCUGCACAAUUCCUGCCCAUGAAGGUCCACUUGCAGCCAUCACCUUCAACUCUGUGGGAUCUAAGCUAGCCAGUGCUUCUGAGAAAGGUACAGUCAUCCGGGUGUUUUCUGUUCCUGAAGGACAAAAACUCUAUGAGUUUAGGAGAGGAAUGAAGAGGUAUGUGAAUAUCAACUCCUUAGUUUUCAGUAUGGAUUCACAGUUCCUCUGUGCAUCCAGCAACACAGAAACAGUGCACAUCUUCAAACUAGACAACCCUACCUCCAGUGGGCCAGAAGAACCUUCAACCUGGACUGGUUACAUGGGAAAGAUGUUCAUGGCUGCUACCAACUACCUCCCUUCCCAAGUAUCAGAUAUGAUGAACCAGGACAGAGCCUUUGCCACUGUGCGUUUGAAUUUCUCUGGUCAGAAGAACAUCUGCACUCUCUCUACUAUUCAGAAGUUGCCAAGGCUAUUAGUGAUAUCAUCUGAUGGAAGACUUUACAUCUAUAAUUUGGACCCUCAGGAUGGAGGAGAGUGUAUCUUAAUCAAGACCCACAGCUUACUUGGCUCAGGAAAGACAGAAGAGAAUAAGGAAAAUGACCUCAGACCUUCAUUACCUCAGUCUUACGCAGCAACAGUAGCUAGACCAGGAACCACAUCUUUGUCCUCAACAGUGCCAGGUUAUUCUGAGGAUGGUGGAGCACUUCGAGGGGAGGUUAUCCCAGAACAUGAGUUUGCAACGGGACCAGUGUGUCUUGAUGAUGAGAAUGAGUUUCCUCCUAUAAUCUUGUGCCGUGGAAGUCAGAAGGGCAAAACGAAGCAGUCAUGAUGAGAAGCACACCUCAGAAUUCAGCACAUCCCUUUAUCAGAGAACCAGAGAACCCUGCAGAGAACUUAUAUUGGCCAAAGGAGACAUUUCAUUCUUCCUUCCUAAAAAGGAGAACCUGGCACUUCAAAAAAGUUAACAAUCCCAUUCUGGGUGUCUUAAGAGAUAUGCAUUAUGACUAAUAGAAUGACAAGCAUACAUAUGAACUUCGGAUGAGGACCCUUCCCUUCUAAAGAUACCUGUCUCGAUUUAGAAAUAACUGUACCCUCUCUGGGAAUGUGGAGAGGUACUCUUCUUCAGCAAGUGCUUGCUCAUAUUAAUCUUCUGCUCUGUUGUGAAACUCUGAGGGGGAGUACAGUUUGUUUCAGUAAGUCACUUUGAAACUAGUCCUUGAUUUUUAAUCCCAAAGUAGUUGACCUGUCUUAAUUAUGUGUUCAUUUAUGUUCUGAAAAGGAAUGAGGCAAGUAGGCAAUCUCCUCCCAUAUCCCAUAUCCCAUAUCCCAUAUCCCUAUUCUACUCCUUGUCAUUCUGUGAAUAGAAAAGUAAUAUUCAGUACUAGAGACCUUAAAAAGAAGUGAUCUUUGGGCCCAAGGCAGCCUCCAAUAGGGCUGGGCUGGGCUGGGCUGAGCUAAUA
Sarcophilus harrisii (Tasmanian devil) is the source of this 2188-nucleotide messenger RNA. RefSeq names its product WD repeat domain, phosphoinositide interacting 1 (gene WIPI1). The record is from RefSeq and is a predicted model, not a curated record. The transcript is spliced from 14 exons. The coding region runs from base 181 to 1557 and encodes 458 amino acids. Gene Ontology annotation, cellular component: phagophore assembly site membrane; extrinsic component of membrane; cytosol. Gene Ontology annotation, biological process: autophagy of mitochondrion; protein localization to phagophore assembly site; nucleophagy. Gene Ontology annotation, molecular function: protein binding; phosphatidylinositol-3,5-bisphosphate binding; phosphatidylinositol-3-phosphate binding. NCBI's taxonomy places the organism in Eukaryota, Metazoa, Chordata, Mammalia, Dasyuromorphia, Dasyuridae.